Gaeumannomyces tritici R3-111a-1 is the source of this 4574-nucleotide messenger RNA. RefSeq lists its product as hypothetical. The transcript has 5 exons. The record is from RefSeq and is a predicted model, not a curated record. NCBI's taxonomy places the organism in Eukaryota, Fungi, Ascomycota, Sordariomycetes, Magnaporthales, Magnaporthaceae. The coding region runs from base 1869 to 3905 and encodes 678 amino acids.
ACACACCUACACACCCUUCCACGCCUGGAUACAUGAGAGAAAGGGCCAGACACCGUGUCUCGUUGGGCCCCAUCGGGUAGUAACGCUUGAGAAUGCCAGCACACAGUGGCUAUAUAAUCUGACCGGUGCACCUCGGGCGUCGGCGAGACCCAUCCUACACAAAUGCUGAUAUCGCUGAAUCGUCACCGUCAUACAUGUUCCGGGCACUGAUGGGAGCAGGGCCAGCUCUCGGACGUGGCCGAGAUAACGUCCCAGAGCGGAUCGGAAUCGUCGGAGGAGAUAUGCUGCCAGGUGGCAGGCCACACCAGAAGUACGCCCAGAAACCAGCCCGACUUUCCUACCCGCGAUCCGUUCCAAUCAAUACUGCCCACUUUCAUCAAGUCGAGGACUCGAGGGCUCGAGGGCUUUUCAUUCAUAAAAUAUGAUUACCGGCUCGGCGCCGCCGAGGAAUUUUCGACGCAAUGUCCCAGGGGGACCAGCAAUAACAGCACAUUCGCUCAGGAUGACACGCUGUCUUUUGAGGCUCAUGUUUGAUUACCGCAGGCUUUUUUUUGCUCUCUUUUUACGCCAAAGCCAGUACUCUCGAAACAACGUGGACAAGACCAGUAUAUGGGAUUCACAACACCAAUGCUGAUGCUGUUUCUUCUUCCUUUGGUUCCUCGGCUUUCGACCAAAGCAAAACCACCAAGGUGAGGUUGCUGAGCUGACAGAUGGUAUAGUGCUACCCAACCGGGGGAUCGGGCUCGUUGCCAAGGCUACGAACCUACCAACCCAGGUACCCAGGGAAGGCGGCCGAUGGGCGAUGGAAGGGGCUCCGGGAACUUCCCGCGGGAGUUCCUCGAGUAUACUGCCGUGAACCCACGAUGGGAGGGCCAGAUGGGAGCAUGCCGCAGCAGUGGAAGGUCACACCCCACUCGCUAGUCGAGCGUGAAGUUUGUGAGCCAAUCGCCUUACCAUUUGCGUCGCACGAAAUGCGAACCACCAGGCAAUGGACACACCACCCAAGGCCUGCACCCGGCCGCGUUGCCUCUUUUCGGCGGACCUCUUUCCUUCGACACGCUGCCGCUCUGCAUUGGUCGAGGGCCGUACGCGGGAGCAGGGGGCUUGCAUUCGCCCGAUUUCUUCGAUAGCACAGCCCCCCAGGGCAGGCUGCCUUGCCGGUACCCCCCUCGUUCCCUCCCCAAAAUCCCGCCUGUCCUUUCCCGCACGCGCCAGCCGAUAUGCUGUCUAAUGCCCGGGGCAACAAAGGAAAUGCGCUCGGGUUGCAGCGUCAAGCGAUACCCUCUCCUCCUGAUGGUAGAUCGCAGUCGGGGUCUUUUGGCUGCGCCGCCGUUGACAAGGGUCACGAGCCCCAUUUUAUCCGCCGCCCCGGUGCCGGCUUGGGAAGUGAAGCGGUUCGCGGGAGCACGGAGCCUCGUCACCUGCGCCGAUCCCUUCUGUCCCUAGCGUGAAACAAAUCCCCAAUGGCUUCCGAGUAUAGAUGCCCCCACCUAGAGCCCAUUGGUAGCCUUACCAAGAUCGAGUCUCCGGGAAAGAUAUUCGCUGAGGCAUAGCCAGUUCGCCCAACCUUCGCGGGGCAGGUUCCCCGGCAGCCAGAAGUCAGGCCUACGAGGUAAUGUAAAGAACCGGGCGUUUUCACCUCAUACCACCCCUCCUUGCCGGCAUUCUCCUCUAGAUCCCUGGAGACUGCUGCCAGGCGACCUUUCACCUCCUCCACGAAGGGCCCCUCCCCGCCCGCUUGCCUCUGCCACGUUAUAAACCCGAGCCUCAGCCCUUGCAUCUCUUCUCUUACCCUAUGGCUCGGCCCGUAACCUCCUUUCACCCGUCUUGCCUUGGAUCGAUACGGCUCUAGUCCCCACGACGUGACCAUGACGAAGACGUGGGAUAAGCACAAGCCUGCCAUUGUCGCCCUAUAUAAGGCGGAAAACCGACCCCUGCAUGAAGUGCAGGCGAUAAUGCGGGAGAGAUUCAACUUUGAGGCAUCAAUUCGUGCGUAUCGGACCCGGUUCGGUAAAUGGGGCCUGCACAAAUACAAUGCCAGACGCCGGCACUCUGUAGCCACUUAUUUGGCGCAGCCUCGUCCGGAGAAGACAUCGCCUUCCCCUCCAUCCCCGGACUUGCCGAGAUCCAUCUCCCGGACGAACGUGCUAAGAAACAUGUCCAUGCCAACUCUCUCAACCAUCCCCCCGGCGAGCCCGUACAUCCGAUGUCCCAAUUACCUCUCACCCGACAGCUCCGGGCUUCCGAGCCCUCCUAUCAAAUUUGAGGAUCCAUGCCGCCCUGCGCUAAGCGACCUCAACGACGACCCAUGCAGCAACUACAAGACCGCGUACGGGAGUGACUCUGGCCUAUACUACGUCGGGGGGAGCUUACAGAGCAGCUACUCGCCCCGAAGUGCAGCGUUCCCUUCGCCUCACCUCAGCUAUAGUGACGCAAACAUAGCUCUGCUCAACGCUAUACGGCACGACAACGAAACCAUGCUCUGCCAGGUACUAGACAGCUACUCGCAGUCUUCCACAUACGUCGCCCUCACCGACCCCGCCGCCAACGGAGACACAGCUUUGCACUUUGCAGUCAGCCACCGAUCCUCGGCCGUGCUGCCCCGGCUCCUGCUUGCGCCAGGCAUUGCCAACAUGCCAGACCUCGACGGCAAUAUCCCCCUACAUUGCCUCUUUAGGGAGCCCGGGUGGUGGCGGGAGGAAAAGCUGCUCGCGACGGCCCAGGAGCUCAUGUGCAAGACCGACGUCAAUAUCCGGAACAGCCUGGGAGAGUCGCCAUUCGACAUUGCGUUUGCCCAACUCCGGCCCCUGGGGCUGCAGGGCCCGCCGGAACGCACUGUCCCCAGCGCCGGGCUCGGCGUCAUCAUGGCGACCAUAGUCGACCGCCUGGUCGGCUCCAAGACCGCGUACGGCAGCGUGCAGCCGGACGGCUGGCAGCGGGCCACCGAGUGCCUAUGCGCGCUCCUCGAGGCCGGCGCGCACCCGGACUCGCCCCUGGGCGACACGCCCGUGUUAUCGUGCCUCCUCAACCGCCCGGCGACGGAGACGGAGGCGUUCGGCCGCCUGUACGACUUCACCCGCCGGCUCGCCGGGCUGGCCGACGCGGCCGCGCCCGACGCCCAGGGGCUGACGGCGCUCGACUACGCCAUAUCCGCCCGCCCGCACGAGGUGAUACUCACCCGGCAGCGGCAGGUCAUCCGCGCACUGACUGAGCGGCGGCACGGCGUCCGCCGCGCCGGCAGCAGCAGCAGCAGCACCGACCCGUCCUCGCUCGUGGCCUUUGUGGCGCAGUGGGGCGCGGACGAGGGGUUCCUGGAGCUGUCGAUGCGGCUCGUGGCGGCGCGGGCGGACACCAGCGCCCUCGUCCCCGCGCCAUUUCGCGAGACCUUCCCUGCGGAGCUGAGGUUCCUGGUCUCGAUCAGCCAGGGCGGCGAUGGCGGCGACGAGCGGACAAGCCGCGACCACUACGGCCGCCCUCGGCUGGAUAGUUUGCAAUGCCAGGUCGCGCCGGGCGUGCCGUUGGGCGCGGCGAUUUGGAUCUUGGCCUGUGAUCUGGACUCUUGGGAAACAGCCAAAGAAUAUCUGUGGGCGCUCGAACAACUCAUGCCCAAGCCGCCGUGCCCGACGCGGCGCCUCCACGACGAGGCCCUGAGGCUUCUGUCAGCGAAGUUCCUCGACGGCUGGGCGAGGCUGCUGAGGGCCGCGGCAGCGUCGCUCCGCUACGCGCCGCCGGACCCGAGCGCGAGGCAGGCCGCAGACGCGUACCUAGCCGUCCUGGACCUCUGCGCCGCCAGGGGCGAGCACGCGAGAUCCGAUAAGCGCCACUACGACCUCGUCGCCGAGCUGCCGGCCUUCUUCUCGCCCGCGGCCGCGGACGGACGUCGCUCGGGCUACGCGAGGACUUGAGAUUGGCAUGCCUAUCGCCAGCGAAAACGAUGAAUCCUUUUACACGCUUCUUCUUUGUUUAUCCAUUUCGAUCCGUUCAUUCUCUGCCUUUUAUUAUUACUUGCGUAUCUUACCGUGUUUUCCUUCUUUUUUUCAUUCGUUCAUCCUUUUCUACCUCUUGCAACGCCGGCCAUGCGAACGAUGUGAUGACGGAAACUCAUGUAACGACAACAGGAUAUCGACGACAGCUCUCUUUGAUGGGAAACAGGACGGACACUCGCGUGUAACUUUCAGGGCGUUCCUUUCUCGGCUCGUGGAGUACGGCGCAGCGCUCUGGAUUCGUGGAAUAUCAAGGUUUAUGACGACCAGGUGGAGGACUGGGUUGCAAUAAUAACGCUGAAUGGUCUUGUAUCAUGUUUCUCCUCCUUUUUGUAUUUCCUUUUGCUUCUUAUUCGUGAACUUGUCUUUAUUGCCUAUUCAUGUAUCCUUUGUUUCUCAUACAAUAGUUAGGGCCCUACUCUGGCUCCAGGACGCCUCGCAGACGUGAUUCUGCUGUGGCCAUUUUCAACAAGUUAUAGCUAUUCUCCUGCAACCCUCUUUCAAUUUGAGAGACACAUGCAUUGUGUCGAGGGGAAUUCCCAUCAAAGCAAUCCAGCUUCGAGGCCGGUGCCCUGGCUUCUACAGAGCGCA